AUGGAGAAGGAUCUCAUAUUUAGCCCAAAGUGGCACCUUGUGUUUUGCUUUUUGAUUUUGAUGAUGUUCCAUGCCGCCGAAGCGGAGAUAACUUGCAGGUCGUGCCAGUCUGGAAAUAAGUGGCGCGCUCGGGAAUUAAUGCUAAAAUUCGACACGAGUGAGUCCGCAACAGGAUUAAAGAGAGAGGUUGUUGGACAGGGAGACGGGGCAGGGAGAUCUGCAAGUGCGGAAAGUGUGCGGCUCCCCUGCGCAGUUGGCUCCGUUGAAUGCGCUCCAGCUCCGGCGGAACACACGGAGCCGAGACGGAAUAUAGACGCAAAAAACAAAAAUGUUGAGAGCGAGAAAAUGAAAGUUUCCAAUGUCAAAACGAGUCAGGAGAGCAGCCCGGGUUUGACUUUUAGCAGAAAGCGUGCCAGGAGGAGCAGUGAUGACGGGGAGGAAAUCACAUCCCCAGCCCAGAGUCAGGACCCGGGAGAGGGCGCGCGCAGAGUUCCGCGCUGGAGCGGAGAGGACCGUAGAGGAGCCGGCGCUCCGAGGCACGACGAGCUGAAAGUUGACAGCACAACGUUCGCCUUGACCGGGGACUCCUCUCACAACCAGGCUAUGGUGCACUGGUCCGGCCAGAACAGCAGUGUGAUUUUGAUGCUGACCAAACUAUUUGACUUCAACCUCAACAGUGUGACAGAGAGUUCAUUAUGGAGGUCAACUGACUACGGAGCAACGUACCAGAAGCUUAAUGAGAAAGUGGGAGCAAAGACAAUACUGAGUUAUUUGUACGUGAGCCCCAACAACAAGAGAAAGAUCAUGCUGCUGACUGAUCCCGAGGUGGAGAGCAGUCUGCUGAUCAGCUCUGAUGAAGGAGCGACCUACCAGAAGUACCGCCUCAACUUCUACAUCCUCAGCCUGCUCUUCCACCCCGAGCAGGAGGACUGGAUCCUGGCUUACAGCCACGACCAAAAGCUCUACAGCUCGGUGGAGUUUGGAAGGAGAUGGCAGGUGGUUCACGAGAGAGUGGCUCCCAAUCGCUUCUACUGGUCGAAAAUGGGUUUGGACAAAGAGCCGGGCUUAAUUCACCUGGAAACCAGCAUCUCUGAAGGACAGGCGCUGUAUGUCACCUGCAAGCUGCAAAACUGCACAGAUGCCAACAAGGGCAAACCAUUCCCGGGCUACAUUGACCCCAAUUCUCUGGUGGUGCAAGAUGAGUAUGUGUUUGUCCAGGUGUCAGCCGCGGGGAGGCCAAUCUACUAUGUGUCUGCUAAAAGAGAUGUCUUCACACCAAUGAAGCUACCCAAGUACACACUGCCCAAGGACCUGCAUGUGAUCAGCACAGAUGAGAACCGUGUGGUUGCGGCAGUACAGGAGUGGAACCAGAACGAAACCUACAACCUGUACGUGUCGGACACGUCGGGGGUGUACUACACCCUGGCUCUUGAGAACGUGGUCAGCAGCAUGGGCCACGAGGGUAACGUCAUGGUGGACCUCUAUGAGGUAGCUGGAAUAAAGGGGAUGUUCCUCGCCAACAGAAAGAUGGAUAGCCAAGUGAAGACACACAUCACCUACAACAGAGGCAGAGACUGGAGCCUCCUGCAAGCCCCGAGCAAAGACCUGAGGGGCAACAGCAUCCACUGUGAGCUGCCCUACUGUUCAUUACAUCUCCAUCUACACGUCUCCGCAAAUCCCUACACAUCUGGAAACAUAGCCAGCAGGGACUCAGCGCCGGGGAUCAUUGUCGCGUCAGGAACCAUCGGCGCAGAGCUCACCUCCACCAACAUUAGUGUGUACGUCGCCUCAGAUGCAGGAAACACAUGGAGACAGAUCUUUGACGAGGAGUAUGCAGUGCUGUAUCUCGACCAAGGAGGAGCCUUAGUCGCAAUAAAACACACUCCACUUCCCAUCCGACACCUGUGGUUGAGUUUUGACGAAGGACAACAGUGGAAGAAGUACAGCUUCACCAACACGCCUCUGUUUGUGGACGGGGUGCUGGGCGAGCCUGGGGAGGAGACUCUCAUCAUGACGAUAUUCGGCCACGUCAGUCAUCGCUCAGAGUGGCAGCUGGUGAAGAUCGACUUCAGGUCCAUCUUCAACAGGAGGUGUAUAGAGGAGGACUAUCAGACAUGGCACCUUCACAACCAGGGCAAGUCCUGCCUCAUGGGAGUGAAAAGGAUCUACAGGAAGCUGAAGCCCUCGUCCAGGUGUGUUAUGGGAAAGACGUAUUCUGUUUCUAUGACGUCUGGCCCCUGUGACUGUACUGAGGCUGACUUUGAAUGUGAUUAUGGCUACGAGAGACGGACCGACGGCAAGUGCACCCCCGCCUUUUGGUUCCAUCCAUCAUCCAUGUCCAGGAGUUGUACCACAGGGAUGACGUUCCUGAACAGCACCGGCUACAGGAAAGUUGUCUCCAAUAACUGCACGUCUGGAGUCAGUGUGGAGUACACCUCCCGCAGGCAGCAGUGUCCCAUCCAGGCCCCCAAAGGUCUCCACCUGGUCACCAGUGAGGGCACGCUGUCAGCCACUCUGGGCACCAAUGUCACCUUCCUGGUUUUUCUGGAGGAGGGCGACGGGGCGAGGACAAGCAUUACCCUGGACUUCGGAGACGGCCGCGCUCUGACCUACUCCAACGUGAGCUCUAUUGAGGACGGGAUCAAACACGUCUACAAAGCUGUGGGAAUAUACCGAGUGACGGCCACAGGGGAGAACAUCCUUGGCUCAGAGACAGUCAUGCUCUAUCUGCAUGUAACAUGUCAGCUGGAGCAUAUCCAUCUCUCAGCUCCCUUUGUGGCGGUAAAGAAUAAGGAAGUGAACUUGACUGCUGUUCUGCUGCCCAGCCAAGUGGGAACGGUCACCUACAUCUGGUGGAUCGGAAAUAACACCGAGCAACCGGUAAUCACCCUGGAGGGAAGUGUGGCUUGCACGUUCUCCCGGGAAGGCAUCAAUGCAGUCACUGUGCAGGUGUCCGCAGGGAAUAUUAUUCUGCAGGACAGAAAAGCCAUCGCUGUCCACGAAUAUUUCCGCUCUCAUCUGCUCGCCUUUUCAUCAAACCUGGACGACCACAACCCUGAUGUUGCAGAAUGGAGGCAGGACGUGAGCCGAGUCAUCAAGAAGUCUCUGAUCCAGGCCACAGGUGUGCGCGACGAUCAGAUCUUGGUCACCAUCCUCCCAGGUUUACCUACAGCUGCAGAGUUUUUCCUUCUACCCGACAAACAGCUCACUGAGGGCAAAGCGGAGAAGAGCUCUGCUCAUUUAGAUCAGCUCUCUGAGGUUUUGCUCAGCGCCUUGAAUCAAAACCUUGUCCAGUUCACGUUGCGGCCAGGAGUCCAAGUCACCGUGUACGCAGCACAUUUAUCAGCAGCGCCCCUAGUGGACACCAGCGAGAACCACAGUGGCUCUGCUAUGCUAAUGCUGCUAUCAAUAGUGGUUGUGGGCUUAGCUGUAUUUGUCAUCUACAAAUUCAAGAGGAAGAUCCCAGGCCUCAACGUCUAUGCGCAGAUGCAGAACGAAAAAGAACAAGAAAUGAUGAGUCCAGCUAAUCCUACAGAGACCACGCCAAGCUCACAGCGGGACUUGGUGCAUUCUUUGGAGAUUCUGGACACAGAGUUUAACUCACGGCCCAUAGGAUGUAUGAAACCUCAUGUACAUGUGAAAUUCUCCACAGAACUCCCCACAUACAUCGUCUAAACUCUGGACUGGAUUACCACUCCAGCUGCGUCAUGGAUAUUUUUUAACAUUCUGGACACAAUGGUUUUGAGCUUUAUACCUCUGCAUGUUGGACCCUGCUGACACAUACUGUGCUCUGUUCAAACCUGAAGAAACUGUGUACAGGUUUUUCAUUCUCCUUCGACAUGUGUCUGAUAAAUUAAACAUUUUCCCAUUUAUUUAUACAAGUCAGAUACAUAAUUCAGAGGGAACGCCAGCAUGAACUAGAGAGGAUAACAAAUUAAUUGAACAACAAUAUUUUGGUUUUGCCUACAUAUCUGAGAUUGGUUUGCUGUUCUAUGAAGCUAUCAGCAGUAGUGUAUUAUUUAUUCAUAUGAAUUGAUGAAGUGAAUUACACAUUUAUUUUGUAAAUCAUGACCGUCUGUUAUAAAUGUGUGUAUUUUAAUAACAAAUGUCAUACUAAACAGAAAUGCUGUUGUAAAAUGUGAAUAGGGUAAUUCAAAGCUUUUUGGUCCAUUGUCUCUUGGGAAGCUGAUUUAUGGCACAAUACACAUUUUCUACUGAAAUCUACUGAGUUUGGUUUUUCUGGUUUUAUUUAACGUUUGCUGUUAAUCUAAUGCUUCU
Trematomus bernacchii (emerald rockcod) is the source of this 4278-nucleotide messenger RNA. Its product is annotated as VPS10 domain-containing receptor SorCS1. The record is from RefSeq and is a predicted model, not a curated record. Gene Ontology annotation, cellular component: membrane; Golgi apparatus. The coding region runs from base 1 to 3675 and encodes 1224 amino acids. Gene Ontology annotation, biological process: post-Golgi vesicle-mediated transport. NCBI's taxonomy places the organism in Eukaryota, Metazoa, Chordata, Actinopteri, Perciformes, Nototheniidae. Gene Ontology annotation, molecular function: protein binding. The transcript has 27 exons.